Molecule: messenger RNA, 2102 nt
Organism: Pseudonaja textilis
Lineage: Eukaryota; Metazoa; Chordata; Lepidosauria; Squamata; Elapidae
Source: RefSeq, a predicted model, not a curated record
AAUGCCAAAAUCUGACAGUGUGUCCUUUUCCUCCCUACAAAGCUAAAGAAAUGGAGAUGAGGAGAAAAAACAGGAAGGGGAAGAUCGUCGAAUGGCUGAGGGAGGACUUCUUCGUCUCGGGCCCAGCAAUAUUUUAUGACAACAUCCCCAAAAUGGCUAAGGCCUUUGGUGAGCAUCUCACUCCCUCCCAGUUAACAGAUGUGAUCCUGAAAGCCCUGGAAGUUGUCACAAACAGCAACAAAAACAUUUCACAGGCCGCCGGGCUCCUUCUCAAUUCCUUCAUGAAAGAAUGUGGAAUGGAGAUGGAGGAACUACCGAUGAUCCUAAGGGAAAUGUACGUGUGCCUCCCAAAUAUUUUGGACCCUUCCACCAAGGAAGACAUCAUAAUAGCCGUGUGCCACCUGGCUUCGAAAAGGGCAAACCGAGUGGUGGAUACCAUCCUGGAGGUCUUGGUGGAGUGUGACGGAACCGCAAGAGAGCUAUGGCGGGCUCUCGUGGCAGAUCCAUAUGCCAGUCUGAGGAUCAUGAAACCUCUCCUCAAAAGGCUCCAGGAUGAAGACCCCAGCACAGAAACCACCAGAAAGAGAAAUUGCAAAUCCGUCAUGCCCAUUGCGGCCACCAAUGCCUUGUCCUUCAUCCUCUCGUUGCCUGAGGCAGCUGAAGUUAUCGAGAACAAAUUCCCUCCGCUGCUGAUUGCGCUGGUCACCCAGAUUUAUUUUCUCCUUGGAGCCAGCAAACGAGGGUCAAGACGAUCAAGUCUUCUGAAUGAUUGGCACCGAUUCUUGUCCCUUUGUCCGUUUAGCACCGCAGUGCAAGCGAUCAGAAAUCUGAUCGUGUGUGCUGGCUAUCUGAGGGAAUUCGAGGCCUUGGGGCUGCUCGGCUGCUGGGAAAUGCUGCUGAGCCCAGACGGUUUGUUUCAAGCCAUUUCCCACCUGGCCCGGAACUUGUUCGCAUUCUCCAAAGUGGAGCUGAAGGACAUGUUUAUACAGGCCAGCGCCUACCUCCACCGCCCUGACAUAAGGGAGAAGACCAUUGGGAUGAUCUUCUUCUCGGAGCUGCUGUACCACCCGGAGGUUGGGCACCAUUUUACAAUGCGGCACAUUCUGGAUGCUCUCCACAAAUGGAUGAGCCAAUCUUAUAUCCUCCUCCAAAUAUUUAGCAUCCGAGGCCUGGGGUACCUUCUCCAGCACCCCUUGGAGACCAAGGUUUUGAGGCCCAUGUUGGGACCUGUCGUGAACUGCGCCAUGCAACACCACAGCAGCCUAGCCAAGGAAGCGCUGAGGACACUAAAGAUCCUGUUUGGGCAGCUGGAUGUCAGGAUAUACGGGUACAAGGCCGCUGUUCUCAUCCCCCACCUCCUGCAGUAUUUUUGGGAUGAAGACACCGAACUGCGAAAUAAUUCCAUCUCUAUUUUCGGCAUUCUCUUGAGAGGGGUGAACCUUAUAGAAAACAACAAUAUCACAGUAAACAUCAUGCAGAGCCUUGUUCCAUUAUUGAUCCAACUUUCAGAUGGUCAGACCAAAGAAGUCUCCAGGAACGCCCUCAAUGCAUGCAUCGCAUUCAUGGAAUGGGAGGAUGUUCCCAGCAACUUGUUCAACCAUCAAAUGUACAGCAGCCCCCAUAGCAUGUACAAGGACAUCUGCGCCGUCAUUGUAAGCUGGCCCCUUUGUGAAAACAAAGAAAGCUAUAAGAGUUCAUUGGCUUCUUUCUUGCCUUCUUUUCCCCAGAUGAAUAAAUGCAAGCAAAAUAUCUCCAAAAUGUUGGAUCAAAUGCUGGAUUUCCUGGGGAACAGAAAGGCUCUGUAUCGAAAGGCAGCUGCCCAAUUAAUUGUCCAUCAACAUUUUCUAUUUAUCUGUCUAGCCUGCUGUGCGCUGUAUUUAACACCAGAUGUUGUCCCCUCCAGACAGCUUGAAGGAGUUUACCUUGCUCUCCGGGAUCUGGAAGGUGACUGUGAACCCUCAGUGGCUCGGGUGGCAGCUGCAUCAUUAGAAGAACUAUUUCGACAGUGUGGCCACAGGAUAAACCCCGAUCUAGUUAGUAGCCAACUCCUCGCCAAAGUCAUUGGAAGCAUCUCUAUACAGCCCUCUGAGGCCCAGCAAUAA